This is a messenger RNA of Lachancea thermotolerans CBS 6340, 885 nucleotides long. It is a transcript of the gene SPE3, whose product is annotated as spermidine synthase. Gene Ontology annotation, cellular component: cytosol. Gene Ontology annotation, molecular function: spermidine synthase activity. The record is from RefSeq and is a predicted model, not a curated record. The coding region runs from base 1 to 885 and encodes 294 amino acids. Lineage: Eukaryota; Fungi; Ascomycota; Saccharomycetes; Saccharomycetales; Saccharomycetaceae. The transcript has a single exon. Gene Ontology annotation, biological process: spermidine biosynthetic process.
AUGUCUCAAGAAAUUACUCACCCUACUAUCAAAGACGGAUGGUUCAGAGAGAUCUCUGACACUAUGUGGCCGGGCCAGGCCAUGACCUUGAGAGUCGAAAAGGUCUUGCAUCAUGAAAAAUCCAAGUACCAAGACGUGUUGAUCUUCAAGUCUACUGACUACGGUAACGUUUUGGUUUUGGACAACGCGAUCCAAGUCACUGAGAGAGAUGAAUUCUCUUACCAGGAAAUGAUCGCUCAUCUGGGCCUGAACUCGCACCCCAACCCCAAGAAAGUGCUCGUCAUUGGUGGUGGUGACGGCGGUGUUUUGAGAGAAAUUGUCAAGCACGAGUCCGUCGAGGAGGCUUGGUUGUGCGACAUUGACGAGGCUGUGAUUAGACUCUCCAAGCAAUACUUGCCCGAGAUGGCCGCCUCUUACUCGCACCCCAAGGUCAAGACCCACAUUGGAGAUGGCUUCCAGUUCUUGAGAGACUACCAAAACACCUUUGACGUGAUUAUCACCGACUCUUCCGACCCUGAAGGUCCCGCCGAAACUCUGUUCCAGAAGCCAUACUUUGAGCUUUUGAGCAGCGCAUUGACCGAGAAGGGUGUCAUUACCACUCAGGGUGAGAGCAUCUGGUUACACCUGCCAAUUAUCAAGGAAUUGAAGAAGGCUUGCUCCGAGGUUUUCCCAACUGUUGAGUACGCUUACACCACUAUUCCUACCUACCCAUCUGGUCAAAUCGGCUUCAUGGUGUGCUCCAAGGACGGCAGCGUCGACGUUAAAAAGCCAUUGCGCCAGAAGUCUGACGAAGAGGAGGCCAAGCUCUACAAGUACUACAACAAAAAGAUCCAUGAGGCCGCCUUUGUGCUGCCUACCUGGGCUGCCAAAGAGCUUGAACUGUAA